Molecule: messenger RNA, 1231 nt
Organism: Danio aesculapii
Lineage: Eukaryota; Metazoa; Chordata; Actinopteri; Cypriniformes; Danionidae
Gene: mif4gda
Product: MIF4G domain containing a
Exons: 6
Coding region: 69-719 (216 amino acids)
Biological process (GO): regulation of translational initiation
Cellular component (GO): cytosol
Molecular function (GO): protein binding; translation activator activity; RNA binding
Source: RefSeq, a predicted model, not a curated record
CAUGCGCGCAGCUCAGCAUCAGGAAACGAAUCAAACAUAAGCGAGGAUUGUCGCGUGGAUCUCUGAACAUGGAUCCAGCAUGGAUGGGUCUUGAUAUGGAAACUCAGACUAUGCUUGAAACAGCGAUUAAAGAUCCCAAGACAGUAGAUUUGGAGAAGCUGUCUAAUGCUGUUGUAGAACAUUCAUUGAAAGACCUAUCAUUCUGUAAAGAAGCUGGCCGCAUGUGUUAUGCUGUAGUUCAGGCAGAGGCUCAGAAAACCGCAUCCAGUGUGUUCAGGCGAAAUCUGUUGAACCGUUUACAGCAAGAGUUCAUUGCAAGAGAAGAGACACGAAAACGCUCAAUGCAGGAGUGGGUGUGUGUGGUCACAUUUAUCUGCAGCAUUUUUGAUUAUAUCAAGGUGAAUAAUGCUCCCAUUGCUGCCCUUGUGGAUCCAGUGUAUGACUGCCUCUUUAGAUUGGCUCAGCCUGAUUCUCUGAUGAAUGAGGAAGAGGUGGACUGCCUGGUUGUACAGCUCCAUCGUGUUGGUGAACAGCUGGAGCAAACAAAUUCGGAGCGCAUGAAUCAGCUGUUUUACUUGCUGCGAGAUGGUUUUCUCCUUCAGGAAGACCUCAGCUCAAUGACAAGACUCUUGCUCCUGGAGAUCCUGGAGUUUAGGGCUAGUGGCUGGACUCUCACUGAGACUGCACACAAAUAUUACUACAGUGAAGUAGCUGACUGAGGAGAGAAUGUGCUUUCUUGUUAAGGUUUUCAAAUGUUCAGUGUUCCUAGACUGUCUAAAGAGUACCUCAUGGGAUCCCAUGUAGUGGUACUGGAACAAUACGGCAGAGCACGUUCAUGCAUUUGCAUGUGUUGUGUUCAGCGUUCGAGUUUAGCUCAGAAUGUUUUAGGUCUUUUGAGGAUAAUGUGUUGAGUCUGCACUGGAUGAAGAUUUGAUGCAAUAAGAAGAGCAAUCACUACCAGCCGUAAAACUGUCACCAGCAGUAUUCUUGAUUUGUGGUUGACUUUUCUUUUUUAAUUGUAAAAUUGUUCUUAGAGGUAUGACAGUGUACGUUUCAUAUGUACACAUCAAAAUUUUAUAGCACAGGAUUACUGCAACCUCAAUAGAAGCUUCUCUGGUCUUAAUCUGGGUUGAUACUUUGUUUCUUAAUUUAUACAAUUUUCUAUAUUGUUCAAGUUGCUGCGUGGGCCAAUAUGGGUGAAAACAUGUUCAUGUAAGCUAUGUAAAGUUAU